AUGGCGGUAACAGAGAGCAAGAUUACAGGAUGGCUUUUGGAAUAUGUGUACCAAACAGCGUGGGAUACGUUCAAGAAGAAACGAUCGAUAGAUGAAGACUGUUGCAGGGAUAUCAUUCAAUGGUUGGUAAGCCAACAGUCUGUUGUUCAGACUUCUAACCCACAACAUAUGAUGCAGCUUCAAAUUCUCCUCCAGAUGUCUCGCCUAACAGACGGAGAAAACUAUGAGACACGUUACUCUGAUGAUAAUGACUGGACUGUUCUAGAAGACAUGCUUAUAUCCUUUAAUGGACUGGCCAACAGUCUACCAGAAUCGUUUAAACCCAUGAUGGAAAAAAACCGAGACUUAAUCAUUAAACAGGCAGUGUUGGUGGCUUGUAGAGAAGAUGACUUCAUCGCAGCUCAGGAAAUCUUCCAGAGAAUCUCGAAUCAGAUUACAGAUAAGGGUAUUACAGAUAAAUUAAAGGCAGUUCUUGUAGCAGAAUCAAAAGAUCACAAAUAUGUGACAAAUAAAAUGAACAGUUACACAUCGUUUGUGUCGAAUUGUAUAAUAAUGAUAUCAGAGUUCAACAAGGAGUUUGAUGUGCCCUUCCUCACAAAGGUGGCUGAUGUACAAAGGCGACAAGAGAGAAAACACAAAGACACCAAUCUCUCAGACAACAACAGGAAAAGGUUAGCAUUACUUAAAGCUGUGUCUAAGAAGAUGUUGGCAGGAAAGGAAUCCCUAGCAUUGAAUCAGGGAGACGAAAGAGAGAUGAGAGAGGCACUCAGGACCACAAGAGAUAGGAUCUGUAAUUUUAAAUCUCCAGAGAAAGUUCCUCACCAACACAUGAAAACCUUGUCUCCUGUGCCUGAUGAUGAAGAAAAUGACAAAAGGACCGACUUAGAUUUCAACCCACUAAGGUCCCCUAAAGGUAUUCGACAGCACAGUUAUCGGAAGAAUAUCAGUCGACCUGAUCGUCAUACAACGGACAGAUCAGAUGGAGCUAACUCUGACGACCAAGAGGAUGGUUCAGAAAAAGAACAACCAUUAAGAAAACGUGUAGAAAACAAGCAGAAUUAUAUUUCUAGUCCCUUUCAAAGUCAGAGGUCAAUUUUACGACCCAGUAGUCCAACAGAGUCAACUUUUUCUUCCCGUAAGACGAUGUGGGGAUAUAAAGAGACAGAGGAAUUUUACCAGGCUGUACAAGAGUUUGGUGUUGGAAGAUGGGGAGAGAUCCGCAAAGCAUUGGGUACUUUUAGAACCAAUGUCAAUCUUAAAGACAAAUGGAGAACAAUUCUGAAGACAAAAGAAAUUUUGUCGUUAGAAAAGAAGUUUGGCCCUGUGUAAAUUACCUGCAUAUAAAAUCUACUCCACAUGUUACAGAUGUUAAUAAUUAUUGACAAGAACCAUCAUGAAGUAUUGGACAGAUUGAUGACGCUGAAAGCUGGACAAACAAAUUUCUUCUUUCAUUUAAAAAAAAUAGUUGGAUUUAUAAGUUCUCCAGUACUCAUUGGAUUGCAUGUAGAAUUGAUAUUUGUAGUGUCCAUUUUGUGUAGAAUUAUGAUAUUUGAAGUGUCCGUCUUGUGUAGAAUUAUGAUAUUUGUAGCGUCCGUUUUGUGUAGAAUUAUGAUAUUUGUAGCGUCCGUCUUGUGUAGAAUUAUGUUAUUUGUAGCGUCCGUCUUGUGUAGAAUUAUGUUAUUUGUAGCGUCCGUCUUGUGUAGAAUUAUGUUAUUUGUAGUGUCCGUCUUGUGUAGAAUUAUGUUAUUUGUAGUGUCCGUCUUGUAGAAUUACCUGUUUGUCUUGUGUAGAAUAACAUUUUUUGUAGUGUCCAUCACAUGGAGUAGAUUCAGUCCAAUAUUAUUGAUGUUUAAGUGAGUCAUUGUGUAAAGUGCAGGUAACCAAAUGUUUGUGUUAAAAUGAAUUGAUGAUCUUGUCCAUCUGUAUGUGUAUUUGUUAUUGUAAAAUUUAAACUCAAAGUGUGUUCAAGAUUAUUUUAAUAUUCUCCACCUUAGACCAGAAAUAGAAUGUGUUAUCGUCCUCUUUUUACAAACUUUUCACCAACAGAACAUGCAUUUGUCAAAUGAAAGCAUCUCAUUGAUUUCAUUGAUUUGAUUGUGCAUGAAAUUUGAUUAUUUUGAAAAUCUAUCUUGUCCCUCCCCCCUAUUUCUUGACAAAGUUAAUAGAAAUAUAAUGAAGUAUGCCAUUUUAAAGUAUUUUCAAUCUUUUAUAUGAAAACAAAGAAAUUUCA
This is a messenger RNA of Ylistrum balloti, 2230 nucleotides long. RefSeq lists its product as uncharacterized. The transcript is spliced from 11 exons. The record is from RefSeq and is a predicted model, not a curated record. NCBI's taxonomy places the organism in Eukaryota, Metazoa, Mollusca, Bivalvia, Pectinida, Pectinidae. Gene Ontology annotation, cellular component: chromosome, telomeric region; nucleus. Gene Ontology annotation, biological process: protection from non-homologous end joining at telomere. Bases 1 to 1329 code for a protein of 442 amino acids. Gene Ontology annotation, molecular function: telomeric repeat DNA binding.